UUUAAUUUACCAUCUCAGCAUCUCUGCAGUUCUCUGCAGGUAGCACCCAGAGUCCCCAACAUCCGCUCUGGAGGGGCAGCGCCGCACGCGUUGUCGGGCAGCCGAUGCGAGCAGCCAUGCGACGCGUCGCGCGUCGAUGAAGCGGUUGCUGCUCAUCAUAGCGCCCAGCGCGGCGCGUGUCACCAACGCGAGCCGGUGCGCCCGCCGCGUCGUCGUUCCCUCAUCGGGACGCCUCGGCAAUCACCUCUUCGUCAUCUACGCGUGCUACGGUAUCGCGAGACACCAUAACCUGUGCCUCCGCGCGACGGCGACGACUUGCGCGGCCUUUGAUUUCGCGAAUUACACGGACGUGGCCUGCCCGGGCGAGCCGGGCCUCCCGGGCCACGCGCCCCAGGUCCACCUGAAGCUCUCGCGGGCGUGGUGGGCGCACGAGGACGGGCGGCGCGUUAUUCCGGCGGAGAAGCGACCGCGCGUCGACUUUCAGUGCCUUGGGUACCGCCAGAACGCGAGAGCGGUCGACGCGGCCGGCGUCGUCUUCCCCUGGAAGGCGAAGGUGGCUGCCCGCGGAAAAGCUUUGUACGAAAACACGACGCGGGGGCUGGGCGCGGACAAAGUUGUGGCGCUCUACCACCGCGUCGCGGCGGGCGAGCGGCAGUACCAAAAGUGUCUGCCGAGGCGGCCGUUCUAUGCGAGGGCGCGGCGGCAGUUUGAGCAAACCAUAUUCCCGAACCGCACCGUCGCGUAUAUCACGUCAUCCUACCAGUUCCGGGACGCGGCGGCGAUCGCAAGCGUCCUCGGCGCGGACGUCCGAGCCCUCGACGACCGGGAGCCGGCCGUCGUCAUGGCCGCGCUGACGCACGCGGACGCGGCGACGUUCUCGUGGGGGUCGUUCUCGUGGUGGGUCGCGCGACUGACGCGCGGGUCCGUGCUCUACGACCGGGGCCUGCGGAAUAGCACCUGGCUGGAGACGUCGGGCUGCGGCGCGCUCGUCUUUGGGGGCGGCGGCGCCGGGCCCGCCGACGCGCGGCGCUUCGCGGACGAGCACCUGCCGCGCGACUGGAGGCCAGUGUGAUUCAUCAAGUGUGUCAUGUUACUAGAAAUGUAGAGAGUAAUAGUUUAAUGAGGA
Messenger RNA from Pelagomonas calceolata, 1126 nucleotides. NCBI's taxonomy places the organism in Eukaryota, Pelagophyceae, Pelagomonadales, Pelagomonadaceae. The record is from the annotation of a GenBank genome assembly.